Messenger RNA from Neltuma alba, 727 nucleotides. Its product is annotated as dirigent protein 22-like. Lineage: Eukaryota; Viridiplantae; Streptophyta; Magnoliopsida; Fabales; Fabaceae. Bases 71 to 649 code for a protein of 192 amino acids. The record is from RefSeq and is a predicted model, not a curated record. The transcript has a single exon.
GCGUUUCUGGCUAUAAAGCAUUCGACUCAGCACUCCCUUUUCGCAGGAGAGCAUCUUCCAACUUCCAACAAUGGCUUCCCGAUCCCUCGCCCUCCUCUUCUUUCUCAUUUCCUCUGCUCCUCUUCUCUUUCCCGUCGUCGCUGAACAUCAUACCCACGACGACUUCGUUCGCCCAAUCGAUCGGAAGCUCCUCGGUCUCAAGAAAGAAAAGCUCAGCCACUUUCGAUUUUACUGGCACGACAUCGUCAGCGGCCACAAUCCCACCUCCGUCCCCGUCGUUCCGUCGCCGAUCAACUCCACCACUGCGUUCGGACUGCUGAACAUGAUCGACAACCCCCUGACAAUGGGUCCGGAAUUGAGCUCCCAGUUGGUGGGAAGAGCUCAGGGGUUUUACGCGUCGGCGUCUCAGAGCGAAAUAGGGCUUAUGAUGGCGAUGAAUUUCGCGUUCAUGGAAGGGAAGUACAACGGAAGCACAAUCACGGUGUUGGGGAGGAAUCCGGUGUUCAACAAAGUGAGGGAGAUGCCGGUGAUCGGAGGAAGUGGGCUUUUCCGAUUUGCCAGGGGAUACGUGGAAGCUCGAACCCACUGGUUCGAUGCCAAUUCAAGGGACGCCAUUGUUGAGUACAAUGUUUAUGUCAUGCAUUAUUAAUAUUUCUUCUUCUUCUUCUUCUUCUUCUUCAAUUUUAGUCCGUUCGUUUUGCGGUGUUCAUGUUAUAAUCUUAGCUAU